Molecule: messenger RNA, 2987 nt
Organism: Glycine soja
Lineage: Eukaryota; Viridiplantae; Streptophyta; Magnoliopsida; Fabales; Fabaceae
Product: cadmium/zinc-transporting ATPase HMA2-like
Exons: 9
Coding region: 132-2789 (885 amino acids)
Biological process (GO): monoatomic cation transport
Cellular component (GO): membrane
Molecular function (GO): zinc ion transmembrane transporter activity; cadmium ion transmembrane transporter activity; metal ion binding
Source: RefSeq, a predicted model, not a curated record
AAAAAUUAAAAAGAAGCAACUACUAGGGAAGGCACUAAUUAACUUCUAUUAUCUUUUAUUUCAGUUUUUGGAAGUCUUAUUAUGUCUUGUUUGUUCUAUGUUCUUCCUUUUGAAACGCAUAGUGAAAGAAAAUGGUUGAAAAUAUGAAGAGAAGUAGCUUUGAAGUGUUGGGAAUGUGCUGUGCUACAGAAGAAGCACUGGUUGAAAGAAUUUUGAAGCCUCUUCGUGGAGUCAAAGACGUCUCAGUGAUAGUCCCUACAAGAACAGUCACUGUGGUCCAUGAUGUUCUCUUGAUUUCUGAGUCACAAAUAGCCGAUGCACUGAAUGCUGCAAGGCUUGAAGCUAGUUUGAGACUACAGGGAGAGACUGAUAAUGAAAAGAAAUGGCCAGAUUUAACUACGAUGGUGUGUGGCUUGUUACUAGCACUUUCUUUCUUGAAGUAUGCAUAUCAACCUUUGGGAUGGUUGGCACUUGGUUCUGUUGUCAUUGGCUUCCCUAAGGUUCUACUCAGGGCCAUAGCUUCCAUAAAGGCUCUUACUCUUAAUAUCAACAUUCUGGUUCUAUUGGCUGUGUGUGGUACUGCUGCUUUACAAGAUUUUUGGGAGGCUGGAAUCAUCAUAUUCCUAUUCUCCAUUGCUCAAUGGCUUGAGACAAGAGCAACUCACAAGGCAAUGGUUGCUAUGUCCUCUUUAACAAGCAUGGCUCCUCAAAAGGCCGUUAUUGCUGAAACUGGGGAACUUGUUGACGUCAAUGAUGUUAAGAUCAACACUAUACUUGCAGUCAAGGCUGGUGAUGCUAUUCCUCUUGAUGGAAUCGUGGUGGAAGGAAAGUGUGAAGUUGAUGAAAAAAUGUUAACAGGAGAAUCAUUACCUGUGACCAAGGAGUUAGAUUCAGUAGUAUGGGCUGGAACUAUUAAUGUGAAUGGAUAUAUAAGUGUAAAAACUACUGUUUUGGCAAAAGACACAGUGGUGGCUAGAAUGUCAAAACUUGUUGAAGAAGCUUCUAGCAGAAAAUCUCGAACACAAAGAUUCAUAGAUCAUUUUGCGAAGUACUAUAUUCCUGCUGUCGUCUUGAUUUCUGCUAGCAUUGCUGUGGUUCCAGCUGCAUUAAAAGUUCCUAAUAUUAAGCCUUGGUUUCAUCUGGCAAUUGUGGUUUUAUUGAGUGCAUGCCCUUGUGCUCUCAUCCUCUCCACACCUGUUGCAAUCUUUUGUGCUCUCACAAAAGCAGCAAUAAGUGGAUUACUAUUGAAAGGUGGAGAUUAUAUUGAAACACUUUCUGGAAUUAAGACAGUUGCUUUUGAUAAAACGGGCACAAUAACAAGAGGAGAGUUCACUGUGACAGAUUUUUCUGUUUCUGUAGAUGACAUUAGCAUUGAAACUUUACUGUACUGGGUUUCAAGUGUUGAGAGUAAAUCAAGUCAUCCUAUGGCAGCUGCACUAGUGGAAUAUGGAAUGUUGAAUUCUGUCAAGCCAAUCCCUGAAAAUGUGGAGAAUUUUCAAAAUUUUCCAGGGGAAGGAGUUUAUGGUAUAAUUAAUGGGAAGGAUAUCUAUAUAGGCAAUAGGAGAAUCGGUGCUAGAGCUGGCUCUGAAAGAGUUGAUUGUCGCACGCAAUGUCAAAGCCAUGAAAUUUCUACCCCGAAGCAAUACUGUGGACCAACUCUGGUUGGAGUCUUCAGGUUAGCUGAUACAUGCAGAUCAGGGGCAUUGGAGGCAAUAGAAGAGCUAAAGUUGUUAGGUGUGAGAUCAGUCAUGCUAACUGGAGAUAGCUCUCAGGCUGCUAUGUAUGCUCAGAGUCAGUUGAACCAUGCUCUAGACAUUGUUCAUGCAGAGCUUCUACCUGCAGAAAAGGCAGUGAUCAUCGAGAAUUUCAAGAAAGAUGGGCUAAUAGCCAUGAUUGGAGAUGGCAUGAAUGAUGCUCCUGCAUUAGCCACAGCUGACAUCGGUAUCUCAAUGGGAAUAUCAGGUUCAGCUCUUGCAAAUGAAACAGGCAAUGCAAUUCUCAUGUCGAAUGACAUACGAAAAAUACCUGAAGCCAUUCGACUAGCAAGAAAAACUACUAGAAAGCUAAUUGAGAAUGUCAUUAUUUCAAUUGGCUUCAAGAGUGUCAUACUUGCAUUGGCAAUUGCAGGAUACCCUAUAGUCUGGCUUGCUGUGUUGACUGAUGUUGGGACCUGUCUACUUGUUAUUCUCAAUAGCAUGUUAAUUUUACAGGAGAAAACUAAAUAUGAAAGAAAAUCUACAAGUUCCAAAUACGGAACUUUCUCGGAAGAUAUGACCACAGCUCUACUUGACAAGAAAAGUAAUAGCAAUGAGAACAAAGCAGUUCUCUCCGCUGAAAAGUGUGGUAAAGAUUGUUGUAAAAACGACACUUAUUGUGAAGCAACUACAAACAAGAAUGAAUCUUCUGGACUUUCAAAGUUGAGCUCACUGAAGGGAAACCACAAUGGGAACUUGGUAUCUAUCGAAGUGCACAUUGUGAAACCUUGCAAUGGUUGUGGUCUAGGCAAAGUCAAAAUGUGUGAGGACUUCUCAUGCAGAACAAAUAAUAGUAGCUCUGAUUGUUGCCAAGAGCAAUCUAAGACUGAGAAAAGUGACACUGGUUCUAUUGUUACACAAGAAGCUAGCAUUGCCACAUUAGAGUCUGAUGGCUAUAAGGGCAAGUCUAUGGAUAUUUCAAAGUUGUCUGGGACAAGUGUGACUCCCAAGUGUUGCAAGAACUUGUGCUGUAAUGAUAGUGUUAACAAUAUUAGUAACCUUAGCCUUAGCCAGCCCGAAAUUGUUAUCGAGUGAUUCUGAUUUCUGCAUGGGGGAGUGAGUAAAAUGUUUUAUUUAUUGAUUUAUUUUAAAUCCAAAAGAUGUGAGACUUAAAACCCAAGGAUACAGGAACAGCUCCAAGAAUAUUACUGAUCUGGUUUGAAAACUUGUAUAAGUUUCAAGAAUUGUGUUGCAGAAUAAAUUCAAACUAUACAUUAUGUUUUUAGUAAUUUA